AAAGCGAAAAACAGCGUGCGACAAAAAGCCGAAAGAGAUUGUAUUGCAAUUAAUUAAGGCCUAAAACAAUAUAAUUUAAACAUAUAAACAUAACUAAAAUAAUCAAUUUUGUUGUAACAUCUAAAAAUAAUAACAAAAUGAUGUUGGUUAUAACAUCUAACAUUUAGUGAUAGGAAAUUACGGAAAUCGAAAACGUGCCGAGAUUGGUAUGAAAGAAAAGCAAAGCCAUCGAAUGUUGCAAAAAAAUACGAAAUAAAUUGGCUGAUAAAAGAAAUGGUCCGCAGUGAAUUGAAUAAAUGAGAGUGUUUUAAUGAUAAAGCGGUAGGCUGUGGAAAAUUAAGGUUUCAGAAAACAUACAGAGUGUCCUGCAGGUGCAGGAUUUAAAGGCUUUAAAAGAAUCGAACGAUAUAAAACAGUGGAAAAUUUUAGUAUAUUUUUUUUAGUGAGUGUUAGGUUAGAAACGAAUUGAUCCCCUGAAAACGAGAGUGACUGCCUGUCUACUAUAACGGAAGAAACAAAAACAAAAAUGCCAAACAAUACAGAUGAAUUACCUACAGCGGCGCAAGGAGGACAAAUACAAGACAACGAAAGCAGCACAAGUAAUGAGCAAUCAAACAACAACAACAAUAAUAAUAAUCACAAUGUACAGCCAGCCAUAGCAAUCGAAGUUGGUGUCCGGGAGGAGGGGCCAUCAUUGCCUAUGGCAAACGGCGUAAAUGGCAUUGGAGAGCAACAGGCGGAAGAUCAAAGUAUGGAAGUCGAUGGAGAUGCACAAAAUGCCGACCAACCAGCAGUAGCAAAUGGAAAUGAUUCGGAUGAUGAGGCAGGGGCAGGCGACAAUGCUCCUGCUGCCAUUAAUGAGCCUUUCUAUGGAUUUGAAGAGUCUGAACCUAACUUGGAAGAAAAGGAUAUGCCUCAAGUUCUACAAUUUUGGGAAUCUAAACACACGCAAUCCGGUUUUGAUCCAGUGCCAGCAUUGAAAAGGCUAGCCGAAAUUUUUGAAAAGGAAAAAGAAAUUUACAUGCGUAAAGAUCCCGAUCCAUUCGAUGAACGUCAUCCAUACCGCACUGACCCUAGUUGUCAGUUUGGUUUUUUGCUAAAACAACUUUUUCGCAAGGAUAUAUUCAUGAAAAAGCUGGUUAAAGAUUAUUUGCGGGACAAUUAUUUUACCCGUCAAAAUAUUCAAAAAAGCUCCUAUGAGUUAAACAUAUUGGCUUUACGUCUUAUACUGGUCAUUUUGCCAGGCCUAGAGACUUCAGCUGUGUUUCAGGUGGAAUUUGAUAAUCUAAUCAAUCGCAUCUACAGCUGGGCCGAGGACAGCAUAGAGCCUUUACAAAGUUAUGCUACUGGUCUUUUGGCUGCCGCCAUGGAAGUAACCGAUAUUGCAGUGACAUUUAGAGAGUUGAAUACAAGGCUGGUGCCGAAAAUGAUAAAACGCUUGCAUAUGCUGCAAGCCAUACAUAAAACAAUUCUUCAACCAACGGGGACUAACGAUUGCAUUUCUGCCAACAACUCCAUUGACAGUGAAGCUGGUCUUAAUAACUCGUCGUCUAAUGCAGGUGGUGGGAUGGAGCGUAUAUUGCCCUCAUGGAUGGCUGGUUCAGCGCCACAAUCUCCCCAACGUUUAGACGAUAGCACAGCAAGCGGCCGCUGCCAAAACACUAGUGCUUUGGACACCUUUGUGAACUCUUCAAAUUUGUCGGCAUUAUUGGAAAAUAGUCGUGAUGCUUUUCCCACUGGUAGUGCUGGACGUUACUAUAAGAAAAUGUACAUACCCAUACAUCCACCAUCGGCGGAAACCAGUCAAAUGUUAAUCUUGCGCUAUCUCACCACAAUGGGCGAAUAUCAGGAGUUUUUGGGUUUAAUCUUUGAGCACAAUGCUAUGCAAUUGAUAUUUGGCUAUAUAGAGAAUUUGGAUAGACGUGAUACCUGUUUAGCUUUUGAGGCUUUAAAGUACUUAGCAUCGCUUUUGUGUCAUAAAAAGUUUGCACUGGAUUUCAUUACAAAUGGAGGUUUGGAGCGUCUACUAAAAGUUCCUCGGCCAAGUAUAGCCGCCACAGGUGUUUCCAUUACCUUAUACUAUUUAGCUUAUUCCGAAGAUGCCAUGGAGCGUAUAUGCACAAUGCCUAAAACUAUCAUAAGCGAAUUGGUGAGAUAUGCCUUGUGGAUCUUGGGGCAUUCCUAUGAUUCAGGCAAAUGUCAUGCUACCAUGUUUUUUGGUCUAAGCUUUCAAUUCAAAGUUAUGUUGGAUGAGUUUGAUGCCCAAGAUGGUUUAAGAAAACUUUACAAUGUGAUAUCGGUCUUGAAAAUCCUUAACCCCUCAAAUAACGAUGAUGAUAACAACGAGCUUAACGAAGAUGUGGAAUGUGCGUCGCGUCAAAUUGUGCGACACGUCUGUGUUGCUCUCAAACGCUACAUGGAAUCUCAUCUCUUCUAUAAGUACAACAAUUUCAUGUGCCAACAGUUUCCUGUGUCCAGCGAAUUUAACCGCAAUAUCACCAAGGCCACCAAGUCCACGGUGGAACAAAUUAAUGAGCAGAUAAGAAUUCUGCAGGAGAAUACUUCGGUUCGUGCUCACUGGGCUCCGGUGGAUCAAUUAUUGAAAUUGGGAGGCAUAACAUUAUUGCUGAAAAUCAUUGCCUUCUCUUAUGAUUGGAAUAAUAGUGGACGGUCGGAGACGGUGCGUUCGGCACUGGAUGUUCUAUCCAUAUGCUGUGUUAUACCGCGAGUGUAUGCAGCCUAUUGUGAUGUCUUGGAAUUGCCAGCGAUUGUUACCACCUCAGGAAUCUAUUCAAUAUUGGGCGCUGCUGCUGGUGAUAUUGUGCCCGAUGCUGAUGUGCAAAAGUCUGCCCUGGCGGUUCUAUGCAAUUGUGUGUGCUCUCCUAUAGCCAGAAAAGAACCCAACUCACUGAUGAAAUGUUUCGGCUCCUCCAAGAAAACUAAGCACAACAACAAAUACAGUGAGGAACUGGUAGAAAAGGUUUGGGAAUCGGUUUGCUCCAACAAUGGCAUUAUAGUUUUAUUAUCGCUAAUGCAAAUUAAGACUCCCAUCACAGAUAGCGAUUGUAUACGCGGCAUGGCUUGUAGAGCUCUGGCCGGUUUGGCACGUUGGGAACGUGUUAAACAAAUCAUAGGCAAACUACCUCUCUUUGCCAGUGGACAAAUCCAGACGCUAAUGCGUGAUCCCAUACUUCAAGAGAAACGUGCUGAGCAUGUCAUUUUUCAGAAAUAUGCUUUGGAAUUGUUGGAACAGGUCUCGGGCAAAACUAAACCGUUUAGCCAUCAGCUAGAUCCCUCGCUGGCCAAUAUACAUAAGGCAAAUGUUAUAGCCCAAACUAAGAUCCAAUAUAAUGAACAACAAUUGUAUCAAUUGAUUUAUGAGCAUCUAGAGUCCAAAGGUCUAUCACAAGCGGCACAAAUGUUACAAAAGGAAGCUGGUCUUCAAAUGCCCUCCCAAACCAUGAAAAGUUUCCACCAGUCACCGUUCGAUUAUAAUGUCUUGCCCACUAGCUCCAUAGCUCGCAAUCGCUUGAGAUCAAGAAUGCAAGACGUCAAUCAGGCCAUAAAUUGCGCCUCGAGCACAAAUGCAGCUACCACACCUUCGGCUGCGUUUAAUUCGGGGGCAAAGGAUGCGUUGAAUGACAGCUUCUCAGAUGAUCAGACAAUGAAUACCAUAACUCCAAUUAAAUUGGUAAAGAAGACUGAAAAGUUGCCCACAACACUGCCCUCAUCCACAGCCAGCGCAAGCAGUGCAAGUUCGGCGGCCAAAUCUUUACAAAAACAAAUCUCUGUGACUGAAGCCAAUAAUAUAAUGGACAUUAAUUCACCACCACCGUUUGCGAACAGUAUAACAUUGAGCACAAUUGUCACCGAAUAUCUUACCAAUCAGCAUGCGCUAUGCAAUAAUCCCAUGACAACGUGUCCACAAUUUGAUUUGUUAACGCCCCACAAAUGCCCAGAUCCCAAGCCCAACCGAAUUCUGGGAGAUAAUAUGAACGUAACCACCAGAUUCUUCCGAUCCCAGGCUGGAUACAAUGCUCGCAGGCUAAAUCGUCGUUUUGUUCAUUCACAUUUUGCGCCCUGGAAGACGAUACGCUCGAAUGACUACAACGAUGUCAUAUUCUCCUCAUGUCACAUUGUGCCCAACUCGGAUAUUCUGUUGGCGGGCACACAUCAGGGCGAGGCUAAGGUUUUCAAUAUGAAUCAUGGCACAGAAAUGUUUUCGGGACGUUGCCACAGCUACAUCAUCGAUUCCAUACUAUCAAAUAGGACGGGUGAUUUGGUGUUGACCUCGGUAUCUUGGCGUACUCCCCUUAGUGUGUUGUGGUCCAUAAAGGAUAAUGAUUUUGUGUCCAAAAUAGAUUUUAUUGAUGAGUUCUAUUGUGAGUUUAGCAAGCUGAACCAGGAUAAAGUUAUAGGAACACUAUCGGAUGCCUGCACGAUAUAUGACAUUUGCACGGGUCAGAAGAUAUCCACCUUUACACCAAUUCUGGGAAAUCAGUAUACCAAAAAUCGUGCCACCUUUUGUCCAACAGACGAAUUGGUCUUAUCAAGUGGUGUCUUAUGGGAUGUACGUUCAGGCAAAGAGAUACACAAAUUUGAUAAAUUGAAUCAAUCCUUAUCAGGAGUCUUCCAUCCAAAUGGUCUAGAGAUCAUUUCCAACACCGAAGUCUGGGAUUUACGCACAUUUCAUUUGCUGCAAACAGUUCCUGUUCUCGAUCAGUGUUUGAUAAAAUUCUCACCCUUGCAUGUGAUGUACGGCAUACGUCUGGAAAUGGAUAAUCGCUCGGAUUACGAUGACAACACCAGCUACGAUACCAGUUUUAAGGUGUUGGAUGCCUAUGACUACUCAUCGAUAUCAACAAUAGAUGCUAAGCGCAGUCUUUUUGACCUGAGUGUCAGUGGUAACGGCAGCCUGAUAGCAUUGGUGGAGGAUCAACCCUCUUACGAGUCGAAACCGGAAACAUAUGUGAAAAUUUAUUGUGUGGGCAUGAAGAAAACUGAACAGGAUGACGAGGAAGAUGAGUGUGAGGAGUCCGAUGAGGACAAUUCAGAUAGCGAUGAUGAUUCAAACAAUGUGUUUGAUAUAAUUCCUGAUGAUAAUAUGCGCCGCCGACGACGCCGUGGAAACAACGACGCAGAAGAUGAUGAUGAUGAUGCGGAAGAUGAUGAUGACGAUGAUGAUGAUGACGACGAUGACGGUGAUGAUGAUGACGAUGACGACGACGAUGAUGAUGACGAUGAUGACAACUGGAUCGAUAUCGUGGAUGAUGAUGAAGUCCAGCAACAUUUUGCAUUUUUGGAAUAAUGGAAAAUAUCGAUUUCUAUUAAUCGAUAAAUGUAUUGAAUCAUAAAAUGUCAUAGUCUGUCUUAAGGUGCAUGCGAAUGUUUGAUCACAGCAGCAGCAGCAGCAGCCCACCAGCCAAACCAGCAAAUCCGUCGAAAUCAACCUACUCUUCCCUUCAUGGUCUCUUCGGCAGCUUGCUGCCGCCAUUGUUUAAAGGCUUAAUUUGUCAGACUCUACAAAACAAAAAGUCUGUUUCCCCCCUCCCAAUAUAAGCUGCCUGUCCUCCUAAGAAAGCAAAUUUAGGACAAGGCACGCCCAACACGAAUUUGUUUUGUUUUCCUACGGCAACAAAACAAGUCAUUCAUCUAAAAUGCAUUGCUGUUUUAGAAUAUUUUUUUAUAUGCUUUAUUUUUUUUAUGUAGCUUAGUAGUAAGUACCUAUCUACAUCUACGAUUUAUUAUUAAAUUUCAUCUAUUUGUUAUAUAUUUACCUUUUUCUUUGUAAAGAUUUGUAAAAACGAAACCCCGCAAAAGGCUAUUAUUUUUCUCGUUUCAAUUUCUCUCUCUUGUUUUUGCAAGUUUUUUGUUAUACCCUAAGUUAUACCCUAAAUCCCCUAAGACACUAUAAGGUAUUUCUUUAAAAAUUUAAUUAUAUAAAUAUUUGUUCCAAUUACCAGUCCAAGUAAUUUCCUAUACAAAACAAGAAAACUAAAACAAAAGAAAAUUCUAAAAAAAAACACAUUUUGUCUAACAAAAAGAAAACUCACACACACACAAGUACACUAUAUCAAUUAUCUUGAACGUAUGUAUAUGUAAUUUAAAAGAAUUUAUGUAAGUAUGAAAAAAAAAAGUUUAAACAAAAAAAUUAAAAAUGUAUAACAAAAAAUUGUAUAACAAUUUACUUGCAUUUUUACAAAUUCAAAAUAAAAAAAGAGAAAGGAAAAAAACUAGUAA
Messenger RNA from Stomoxys calcitrans (stable fly), 6240 nucleotides. RefSeq names its product protein mahjong (gene mahj). Gene Ontology annotation, molecular function: protein binding. Bases 527 to 5308 code for a protein of 1593 amino acids. Lineage: Eukaryota; Metazoa; Arthropoda; Insecta; Diptera; Muscidae. Gene Ontology annotation, cellular component: Cul4-RING E3 ubiquitin ligase complex; nucleus. The record is from RefSeq and is a predicted model, not a curated record. The transcript has 12 exons. Gene Ontology annotation, biological process: protein ubiquitination.